This is a messenger RNA of Blastomyces dermatitidis ER-3, 936 nucleotides long. RefSeq lists its product as uncharacterized. Lineage: Eukaryota; Fungi; Ascomycota; Eurotiomycetes; Onygenales; Ajellomycetaceae. The record is from RefSeq and is a predicted model, not a curated record. Bases 1 to 936 code for a protein of 311 amino acids. The transcript has 6 exons.
AUGGAGGGACUUCCACCGCCGUCCAAGGCACCGCUAUUCCCUAUCGUGACAGCUGAUCAGAGGUCAGUUCUGGGCGUAGCAACUGCGGACAGCAUCAUUCCAACGCUGGACGUUUCUCUGCGCAUACUUGCUCGAAACGUUGCGAGGAGAUCGCUCGAAGCAAUUGACUAUUGUAUCAUUGCCGCAUGUAUAUUUGCAGUGGCGUUGGAAUCCGUCAGUAUCACAGGCGUUAUCCAAGGUGGAAUUGGAUGUGGACACACGAUACAGGUCAUCCAGGAAUCCGGACCAGAACCCGUACCCAAGCUUCUGAAGCUUCUCAUCCCUCUUCAAUUCCUCUGGGUUCUUAGCCUAAGCUUCUACAAAGUGUCUAUCCUCCUACUAUACUCAAGGAUAGGAAGAGGAGCUAUGGCAUUCAUCGCUGCAUGGGCAAUCGCGACCAUUAUUGCGGGCUGCACCAUUUGCCGUCUCUUCGCGUACAAUUGGGACCAGUCAAUCCCUGGCGGGGAGUGCGGUGACCAGGUCCUCUCAUUCACCAUCACUGGUGUGUUUUCAACCUCGUCCCUGACGUGUUGGUUGCUGUGCCUCCCCUUACCGUACCUGGCUAAACUGCAGAUGCAGCUGUACAAAAAAGUGAUCCUGAUUGGCGUAUUCAGCAUUGGUCUUCUUACGGCUCUGAUGGCACACCCGGGUAUCCUGCCAUCAAACACCACCGGCGCGUCGAAAAGCAGCGGACCCAGCGGUGGCCGUGGCUUCGAGCAGUUGAAUGACGACAGCUUGCAGAAUCAGCUGAGGCCGGUUGCUGGCAAGCAUUUCGCGGCGGUGAGUACAGCGAAGAAGCCCGCGUCUAGUCGGCUUGACAGGAGCGAUUUGGAGAGUAGCGAGGCGGUCGGUAUUACCGUUCAAGAACAUUGGCAUGUGGGCACUGAGAGAUGUUGA